AUGUCCAGCGAUGCAUCAGCUGCCGCCGCCAGCCCUAUGACCAACGGUACUUCCCUCUACGGGAGUCAUAGAGAAGCCGAUGCAUCAACCAGCCCACCAUCUUCGCAUACUCUUGCAGACGUAUGCGCCGAUCUGCACAACCGAGUAACCAAAUUUCUGAACGCUGAGCCGCAAAAUGAAACCACAAAACGUACGCAACAGCAGACCAAGGUGGCUAUGGGAGUUAUAGAGAAGGCACUACACGACUAUGGCUUCGAUGCGCUCUCACUCUCCUACAACGGAGGUAAAGACUGUCUGGUCUUGCUCAUACUCUACCUUGCCGUCCUACACACAUAUUUCACGCAGCCCACCAGCCGGCGCAAAGAAGCCAGUGGCAACGACAACAACAACGACAACGACAACACCAAGACAUUCCCACCCUCCAUCCCCUCGAUCUACGCCAAACCACCCGACCCCUUCCCAGCCGUAACUUCCUUCGUCGACUCCUCAAGCGCUCAAUAUCACCUCUCCCUCACUCACAUUUCCACGAACCCCGGCACGAAACCAACCCCAUCAAAAGCAAAGUCCCAUUCCUCGCCUCCCACCAGUCCCGAGAAACAGAGCAUACAAGCCGCCUCACACCAGGACCCAAACCAAAUCUCCGCGAACGAACCUCACCAAGAGGGCAAGAUCAUAACUUUCCGCGACGCAUUCGCGCUCUAUCUCGACUCCCACCCCUCGGUUCGUGCAAUCUUCGUUGGCACGCGCAGGACAGACCCGCACGGCGCUCACCUCACUCAUUUCGAUAUGACGGAUGGAUCGUGGCCGAGCUUUAUGCGCAUACACCCAGUGAUAGAUUGGCAUUUAUCCGAGAUAUGGACGUUCCUUCGCAGUCCGCAUCUAGCAGGAGACGUGGAUCGAGCUGCAGGACGGGAUCAUGUCGAGUAUUGUGCUAUGUAUGACGAAGGUUACACGAGCCUGGGUGGAGUGGGAGAUACGUUGAGGAAUCCGAAGUUGAAGCAUAUAGAUCCGGAGACUGGUGAAGAGAGAUUUAGACCAGCCUAUGUGCUGACGGAGGAUGAUGAGGAGAGGCUUGGAAGGGAAUGA
Molecule: messenger RNA, 1086 nt
Organism: Lithohypha guttulata
Lineage: Eukaryota; Fungi; Ascomycota; Eurotiomycetes; Chaetothyriales; Trichomeriaceae
Gene: FAD1
Product: 3'-phosphoadenosine 5'-phosphosulfate sulfotransferase
Exons: 2
Coding region: 1-1086 (361 amino acids)
Biological process (GO): FAD biosynthetic process
Molecular function (GO): FMN adenylyltransferase activity
Source: RefSeq, a predicted model, not a curated record